Molecule: messenger RNA, 1929 nt
Organism: Marasmius oreades (fairy-ring Marasmius)
Lineage: Eukaryota; Fungi; Basidiomycota; Agaricomycetes; Agaricales; Marasmiaceae
Exons: 11
Coding region: 1-1929 (642 amino acids)
Source: RefSeq, a predicted model, not a curated record
AUGACCAGGACUACUCGACGAAACCAGCAAGCGGCCGAGACUCGAGCUUCAAACCUUGCCCGAGAAAAGCAACAGGAAGAGGCCCUUCAGCGGGAGGUUGAGGCGUCAGGUGGCCGUGCCUCCAAGAAGAGGGCUGGUGACCGUUGGCUUGGUGCAGUAACUGGAAAAAGGCGAAAAACAGUUUCGGCGGAAGAAUCUAGUAACGUUGCAGAGACCCCUCGUCUUAGCUCGAGAGGCAACAUCAGACGUAUGGUUGUUCAAGAUAGUGACGACGAAUGCACCGACACAUCUGGCAAGUCACCUGUCCCGCAUGACGAAAGUCUCGCAGGAGGUUCAGGCGAAGAGGAGGGUGUAGUGGGCUCUGAUAACGAUGAUUUGGGGCUUAUUACACCCAUGGACAGGAACGCGAGACUGGCCGCAGAGGCAAGUACCUUACCCUUUUCUCUGUCUUCACCACAUCCAUUCUUGAAUUUCGAAGACGAUGACAGCGCUGAAGAAACUCUACCACCAGCAAGACACGAGCACGAGCACGAGUACCCACACCAGUACGAGUUCGAGAUGGAACACGACGAUGAGCUCGGCGAACACGAGCCCCAAUCUGAGUGUGAGCGCUACGUCAAGACCGCUCCUCUCAGGGACCACCGUCGUUCAGCUUCAACUCAUUCAAGCUCUAGUCGGUUAUCAGGUCACACUGUUCACGAACGUUCUGCGGUGGAUGGUCACUCCACACGACAUGCCCGAGAUCAGGAAGUUCGACGUGAACGUAACUUGAACAACGUUCUGCGAGGCAAUGCGCACUUGUCCAAGCAUUCUAGGAACCAUUCGGCCACAUCUCAACCCCUCCGUCAGUUUGAAAAUCUUACAUCUAGCAACAAACGAACACCUAAGUCCACCCGCCAAGAAAAGUUUGAGAAUGAGGCUCCGGUCAUCAAGAACAUGCAUGGCCCCUCGAAACCCACCAAGAAAACUAACACGGCAACCACCACCACCAAGUCUAAGCUAACGGCAAACAUUCCACAAGGAAAGGAAUGGCCAGACUGCGCGACGUUGACUCUCCAUCCAAAUGGCCGUAGUCUCCGACUAUCCGACCAACCAUAUGAGGUUCGGACUCUUGUCCAACACGCAAUCAAGUCGGCCACGAUCGAAUUGGUCUACUGCGAUGCCUAUCCUGACCCUGUAGAUGUCAUCAGAAAAACACGGAAGAUUCUCCUUACUUCCGUCCGAGCCCUUAACCAUACUCAUCCAAUGCAGGGCUUUCAACUCAUCAAGGAACGUAUCAAGUCUCCCGACCACGGGUUCACUGAUACAUUGGGAAAAGUUGUGACUGACCGAUUUUCUGUUAUCUGUGGCGAAGCAAAAGAUGUGGCCGAGCGCUGCAUUGUGGGAUAUGAUAUCACUGGAAUCAAACAAAUUUGCAGAGUGCGCGUGGAUGUUCUCCUAACUGGAGACAAUUACAGCUAUCCAGGAACAUGGGCGGAUGGCUCUGAUGGCACAGUCACUCGAACUGUGGAUAACCGCAAGCCAUAUGCCAGUCAGCCCAUCAUCGCAUGCAUAUGGGGAUUAUAUAAACGGUUUGAUCCUCAUCAACUUGAACAACGUCCCGACAUCUUUGCUUCCUCAAUCAUGGAUCACCCUCAAGAGCUUGAGUUACCUCCUGGGCUCGUCGCUCUCGCUGCUACUGCUGUCUUCGCAGUUCUUCGUGAUUGGAAAUCGGGAGAAUUCUGUCGCCAAAACUUUGAGGGGAAUACAUUCAAUCGCACAUACAAGAGCAACAUCGAAUGGAUGGCCGCUUCCGAGAAGCACAACCCCACCAAAUAUCACAUUCUGAUGCAUGGUUUAUAUCAGCUUGUCAUGAAUCCAGAUGCUGAAGAGGAGAUUGAGAUGGUGAACACAAUGCCAGCCAACGCCAUUGAUAGUAUUGAAUUUUGA